AGAUGGCGGCGGCGUCUGAGGGGAGCGGGCCCGGAGCGGGGCCCGGGCGGGACCCCCGGGGGGACCCCCGAGCGGAGCCCCGGGAGGAGCCCCCGGAGGAGCCGCCGGCGGGGCCCGAGCGCAGCCCCGAGGAGGAGCUGCCGCCGCUGAGCCCCGCCGAGGUGCGGAGCCGCCUGGAGCACAGCGAGCGGCAGCUCCGCAACCGGCGCAAGGUGCUCAUCAAGGGGCUGCCCCCAGACGUGACCAACCAGGAAGUCCACGAGCUGCUGAGCGACUACGAGCUCAAGUAUUGCUUCGUGGACAAGCACAAAGGAACGGCCUUCGUGACCCUGCAGAGCGCGGAGCAGGCGUCCCAGGCCGUGUCUCGCCUGGCCGGGCGCGCCCUGCGCGGGCGGGAGCUGCGGGCGCAGCUGCAGGCUCCGGACUCGCUGCUGUGCGUGGCCAACCUGCCGCGGCUGCUGCCCCAGCGGCGCUUCGAGGAGCUGGUGCGGCCCUUCGGCAGCGUGGAGCGCUGCUUCCUGGUGUACAGCGCCCGCACGGGGCACUCCAAGGGCUACGGCUUCGUGGAGUACAUGAAGAAGGACUCGGCGGCGCGGGCGCGCUCGGGGCUGCAGGGCCGGCGCCUGGGCACCCGCGCCCUCCUCGUGCACUGGGUGGACGAGGCCCAGCUGGGCCCCGAGCGGCUGCACUCGCGCUGCCUCUGCGUGGACAAGCUGCCCCACGGGUACAGCGACAUCAGGGGGCUCAGGAGGGUGUUCGAGGCCGUCAGGGAGCCCACAUUUUGUGAGCUGGCCUACGGGCAGGACGGGCAGCUGAAGGGCUUUGCCGUGCUGGAGUUGGAGUCCCCGGAAUGGGCCGAGCGAGUCCAGGAGGCCACGGACGGAUUUCCCUUGGCCGGGAAUCACAUCCGGGUGUCCUUCUGCGCCCCCGGCACCCCCGGCAGGAGCGCCCUGGCCGCCCUCAUCGCCGCCCAGGCCACGGCCCUGAACCGCGGGAAGGGGCUCCUUCCCGAGCCCUCCCUGCUGCAGAUCCUGCGGAGCCUCGGCAACCCCACCUCGCUGCAGCUGCUGCUCCCGGCCCUGCUCCACGGAAAACAGGCAGGAAUUCUGGGAGCGGCUCCCUCGGUGCCCCCCCUGAGCCACCCGGCCCUGUCGGCGGCGCUGCUGGGGCUGGCCCUGCACGGCCCCUCCCAGAAACCGGGAAUUCUGGGCGAUUCCCCGCUGAGCUCCCUCCCCCUGGGCCUGGCCCAGCCCCCCCCAGGGAAGCUCCUGGGAGACAUUCCCGCAGGAGGCCCCUUGGCGGGGGAGCUGCCCCAGGGACCCGGCAAAUCCCAGGGAAUUCCAUCCCAGGGGAUCCCAUCCCAGGGCAUUCCCGGCGGGAACGCGGCCCUGGCGGCGCUCCUGGCGCAGGUGGGGGCGGAGCGGGACAAGCCGGGAUCGGGAUCGGGAUCGGCCGGGACCCCCCUGGGACCCCCCGGGCUUGGACACCCCCCAGGCGGAGCCACCCCCAAAGCCAAGCAGGGAGAGGUGUCCCUGCUGGGGGAGCCCCCCAAGGAGUUCCGGCUGCCUGAACCCUACCUGAACCUGCGCAGCCUCCUGCCCAGGAGCUGCCAAAGGGUUCAAGGGCCGACCCCAGCCCCAGGGGUCAAGACCCCCAGGAUGGGCCCCGCUGACCCCCCCGGCCCCGCCGACGCCUUCGACUUCCAGCCGGAUUUGAGCUCCAGGAUUUUCCCCCAAGCCCGAGACCCCUCCGGGCCCAUCCUGGGGGGCUUCGGGCCCAGCAGGAACAAGGUCCCCUCCCCGUGCCCUGGCCUGGACAGGGGGGUUUUGGGGCCCCCCCUGGCCCCGUUUUUCUCGGGCUCCCCCAGUUCCUGCUUCUCCAGCGGCCUCCAGGCUGGGCUCAGCCAGAGCCACCUCAGCAAGACCAUCGGGAUCCCCCCGAACUCCCCGGACACCGUCCUGACCUUGGCACCCCCAACCCCCCAUUCCAAGACCCCCCUGGGGGGCCACAAAAGGGCCUUUUCCCACCUGCUGCCGUCGCCGGAGCCGAGCCCCGAGGGCUGUUACGUGGGGCAACAUUCCCAGGGCCUGGGGGGCCACUACGCCGACUCCUACCUGAAGAGGAAGAGGAUAUUUUAGGGGAAAACCCCCCAAAAAUCAACCCCAAAACCUCCCCUCCAGGCUGGAAAUCUUGGGCAAAAAAAAAAGGGGUCAUUUGGGUUUUAUUUUGGGUUUUUUAGAGGUUUUUUGCCAGUUUUUAAAGGGAGUUUUCCAGAGUUUGACACCUCCACUCUAAAAGAUUUUUUUUGGGGGGGGGGGGUUGAGCCACCCCCUAAAAGAUUUUGGGGUUUUGGAGCCACCCCCUAAAAGAUUUUGGGGUCUUGGAGCUCCUCCCUAAAAGAUUUUGGGGUUUUUUGAGCCACCCCUAAAAGAUUUUGGGGUUUUUUUGAGCCACCCCCUAAAAGAUUUUGGGAUUUUAAAGCUCCUCCCUAAAAGAUUUGGGGUUUUGGAACCACCCCCUAAAAGAUUUUUGGAUUUUAAAGCUCCUCCAUAAAAGAUUUUGGGGUUUCUUUGAGUCACCCCUAAAAGAUUUUGGGAUUUUAAAACUCCUCCCUAAAAGAUUUUGGGGUCUUUGAGCUCCCCCCUAAAAGAUUUUGGGGUUUUAAAGCUCCUCCCUAAAAGAUUUUGGGGUUUUUUUGAGCCACCCCCUAAAAGAUUUUGGGGUCUUGGAGCUCCUCCCUAAAAGAUUUUGGGAUUUUAAAGCUCCUCCAUAAAAGAUUUUGGGGUUUUGGAACCACUCCCUAAAAGAUUUUGGGAUUUUAAAGCUCCUCCCUAAAAGAUUUUGA
Molecule: messenger RNA, 2845 nt
Organism: Myiozetetes cayanensis
Lineage: Eukaryota; Metazoa; Chordata; Aves; Passeriformes; Tyrannidae
Gene: RAVER1
Product: ribonucleoprotein, PTB binding 1
Exons: 17
Coding region: 3-2138 (711 amino acids)
Cellular component (GO): cytosol
Molecular function (GO): mRNA binding
Source: RefSeq, a predicted model, not a curated record